This is a messenger RNA of Heterobilharzia americana, 641 nucleotides long. NCBI's taxonomy places the organism in Eukaryota, Metazoa, Platyhelminthes, Trematoda, Strigeidida, Schistosomatidae. The record is from the annotation of a GenBank genome assembly.
GAAAGUACUGGGUAACCGUUUUUCCCUGUUUCGAAAAUGUUUAAUACUCGACCCAAACCCGAUACAUGACUGAACUUAAGUGCUCUCUACUAUCAUGUCUAACUAUGAAUCAACUAACUUUCAUUUGCUGUUCACUACUCUUGAUGAACUUUAUUUUAUGCGUCAUAUUAAUUUGGAUGUACAGGCGUAAGCAGCAGCUGAGUCAACAACACCAAUAUAAGCCUAGUCAAAACAAAAAUUUACAUUCACAACAACUAAGCGAUUCGUUAAGGUGUUCAAUGUCCACUGCUUCUACACCGCAGGAAAUCAAUGAGAGACAACAACAAUCAAUCUAUUACAACGAAUUCGGAACUUACUUAGAGUAUGAAGACCAUCAUGAAUUUGAACAAACAGUCAAAAGCACUACGUCUCCCAAAUGCAUGGUAUCUGCGAUAAGUCAAACAAAUCCUGAGUUAUCACAUUAUCAAACGAAAAGAUGCGUGUGUCGAACAGUUAUGGAAAAUUCAUCAAAACAGCUAACAGACGAAGAAAAUCUUAGUUUACCGGGUAAACAUUCAGUGACAUUUAUGAAGAACUGCAGACAGCACCCCGUAUUGGAGAGAAGUAUACAUAGAUCUGAUGUGGGAAAUUCCAAUAUCUGA